Messenger RNA from Lolium perenne, 562 nucleotides. RefSeq names its product cyclin-dependent protein kinase inhibitor EL2. NCBI's taxonomy places the organism in Eukaryota, Viridiplantae, Streptophyta, Magnoliopsida, Poales, Poaceae. The record is from RefSeq and is a predicted model, not a curated record.
CCACACCACAAUCUUUGCUUUUUCAAACUAUCUUCCUCUACUUCUCUCCCUCCAAUCCGCUCCAAGAUGUCAGCCUCGCCGGAGUUCUACAAACCCGCGGCGCCGCCGGCGGCCUACUCACCGCGCAUCCUGCUCGCCGUCACAGAGCCGGCCGCCGAGGACUCGUGCUACUACGCCUGCAGCACGCCGACGGGCGCCGGGAUCAGCUUCGGCGGCGACGCGGCCACCUGCCCGCCCGCGCCCAGGAAGCCGCGCCCGCCGCCGGCGUCCGCCUGCCGGAAGCGCCUCUUCGCCGCCGGCGACGUUGUCACGCUCCGCUUCGACGACCUCGAGGCCAUCUUCCGGCCCGCUCCGUCGCCGCGCUUCGACGGGCUCACCACCCGUGCUAGUAGGAACCGUGGUGCUAUCUUGAGCUGAUUGCCUAGCUGCAGCAUACGUGUGUGGAUGUUUGAAUUCCAUUGCGUUUAUCUUAGUACUAGUAGUCGCCGAUACUCUGCUUACUUACGAACGAACCACUCCUCUGUAAUGAUCCAUGGUUAUAAUAAUAAGAUUCAUUAUUUAA